GGAAAGCCUCGUGGUGCGGUAUCCUUGUUAAAUGUUUCUACGAUAGAGAGUGGAGCAAAGUGGUGUUUCGUUUUUCCGUUGGGAUGAAUGGUUCAUGUGUCGUUCGUUCGAACUUUUGAUCGGAAGGAUUCGCUUCACGGUCGUCCAUCGUGUUUAUAGUGUUUCUCGCGGUAGAUUUUCUCGUUCGAUUCGUCUCCGUACUUUCGACAUAUUCCGCGACACCGGUUGUAAGGUUAUGUUCGUCCUGUCAUAUCCGCGUGCUACUCCGUGCGACCGUACUUUUCUUGUGAAUUUAUCGCGUACAGUGAAUACUUCGAUGUAGUGUUCAUUCUGUGUUAUUCGUGAGUGUUCGUUGAGAAGUUUAUGCCUGCAAGGACCUGUCGUAACACGUCCAACGAUCAAAAGAGGUAAUCCACGAACGACGCUACCACGCCUGGAAAUUCGCUUCCUGCAGAAAAUGUACACGAAAAUCCUCUGCACACGAAAAUCCUUGGUUAUUUAACAAAAACCAGAGACGAGUCGAGAAAAAAAGAACGAAAUCCGGGGAGAAAAAGUAGGAAGGGAACCGAAUCGAAGAAAUCGAAAUCGAAUCAAGAAAGCCGAUCCUUUCCUCGCUGGAUGAGUCGCAAGCUGGAAAGGGGCCUCGCCACGGUUCCAACCGUAUCCAGUGAAUCGCGAUAGAGAGCACCCUCGACACGUCUGCCCGUUGGACAAAAGGGUUUGGCCACUCGUCGCCCCUCCAAUCCCCUCUCGCCAUCACGCUCCUCCAACAGGGAAUUCAGGAUCGAAGAUCGCCCGUUGAUUCGUCACGGGAGAGCGAGAGGAUCGUUGAAGGCAAGAUCGUGUCGGCGCCAAAGUAUCUCAUGAAGUCGACAGGCGACAGCGGCAAAGUCGGGGAGCGAUUGUUGAGCAUAACCGACACGGGAUCGAGCCAAUAUCGCGGCACCAGGUGAAUCGAAAUCGAGGAACGCCUGCCCCGAAGCGAAUCCAACUUUCGUACCAUGUACAAGAUCCUUCGACGCGGUUCAAGCCGCGUUUUCGUCGUUUGCGCGGUCCUUCUCACUUUGCUGCUAUGUUUGUACUACGUGAAUCAGGCACAGGCGCCAUCCACGGGCCCAUCUGCGGGAAUUUUGAACGAAGAGCUCAGAUACGACAGAGGUCUUACCUCCAUCACGCCGGAUUACGUGGAAUCACCGGACGCUAAGGUCUCGUUGGACACCUGCCCCAUCAUUGUGCCUAGAAACGUGGAUAUCGACACGCAGCAGGAGUUCGAGAAGUUCGAUUUUCAACCAUCGUGGAUGCGCAGCCGGGAAUACUGGGACGACAGCUUCGAGGCUCGUUACGCGGAGCUCAGGAAGGAUCCUACGAGGCCGCCGUUAAAGGUAAUCCUUGUGCCCCACAGUCACACGGAUCCAGGAUGGUUGAAAACGUUCGAGCAAUAUUUCCACAGCUCUACCAGAAGCAUUUUGAACAACAUGGUCUCAAAGCUUCAGCAAUGGCCCAACAUGACCUUCAUCUGGAGCGAAGUGUCCUUUUUAUCACUCUGGUGGGAAAGUGCUCACCCCACCAAAAAGAUGGUCGUGAAGAGGUUGGUGAAGGAUGGCAGGCUGGAAAUGACCACUGGGGGUUGGGUGAUGACCGAUGAAGCAACGUCGCACAUCUACGCCAUGUUGGAUCAAUUGAUCGAGGGUCAUCAAUGGCUGAAAACGAAUCUGGACAUCAUUCCUGAGUCUGGUUGGUCGGUGGAUCCAUUUGGUCAUGGAGGUACCAUACCUUACUUUCUGAAAGCAUCUGGAGCUUCUGGCACGGUGAUCCAGAGAAUACAUUACGCUUGGAAGCAAUGGUUCGCCAAAAAACAAUAUGGCGAUUUUAUCUGGCUCCAGCCAUGGGAUCAGAUUGGCAAAGCUGAUAUGCUGACUCACAAUCAACCGUUCGAUAUCUAUAAUAUCAAGCAUUCCUGUGGCCCACAUCCUCAUGUCUGUCUCAACUUCGACUUCAGGAAGAUUCGCGGAGAGUAUACUGAAUAUUCGGUCAGAGCAGUGGAAAUCACUCCAAAUAACGUUAAACAGAUGGCCGAAUUGCUUUUGGAACAGUAUUCUAGGACUGGAUCGUUGUUCAUGCAUAAUGUGGUGUUAAUGCCACUUGGAGAUGAUUUCAGGUAUGAUCAUGCUAUCGAGUGGGACCAACAGUAUACCAAUUACAAGAUUCUAAUGGAUUACAUCAACAGCAGAAAGGAUGAAUAUAAUGCAGAAGUAGUAUUUGGUACACCUAAAGAUUACUUCCAUGAGAUCAGAAAACGCAUAGAGGAUUUUCCAACUUUGAAGGGUGAUUUUUUCGUAUAUUCUGACAUCUUCAGCGAAGGUAGGCCAGCCUAUUGGAGUGGCUACUUCACUACAAGGCCAUAUAUGAAGAUUCUAGAUCGUGAACUGGAGGCAAACCUUCGAUCAGCAGAGAUUCUUUACACUAUUGCGUUAAAUGUGGCCAAACAAUCUGGAAAAGAUUUUAUGUUGUAUGAAACAUAUUUUGAAAAGCUGGUGAAGGCUAGAAGGAACUUAGGUUUAUUCCAACAUCAUGACGCAAUCACUGGCACUUCCAAAUCUUUUGUUAUGAAAGACUAUGCUUUAAAACUCUUUGAAUCUAUAUCAGAUACGACCAGUCUGCAAAGUUUCGCCAUUCAAUCUUUAGCUGGAAGUCCAAGUAAGCCUAAUUCCGUAUACGUUUUGGCUGAAUCAGAUAGAGAUAGCUAUGAGAAAUUACCAAAGAAGAUACCUAUUGGAAUUAACGGUCAGGAAACGAAGAAAAUAGUGCUAUUUAAUCCUCUGGCUCAACCCAGACACGAGGUAAUCAGUCUAAAAGUCACUUCUUAUAAAAUCAGAGUUCUGGACACACAAAAGAAUCCUAUUCCGUAUCAGAUAGCUCCUGUGAUGAAUGCAACCAGUAUCACUCAUGAUGUUUAUGUUUUAUUAUUUGUGGUAGAGCUGAAACCUCUAGCCAUAGCUACUUAUCAUCUUCAACAAAUUGAUAAAGUACCCAUGGAGGCUAUUUCUACAGUAUAUUGCAGUAGAUGCGGCAAGGACAAUGUAUUUCCCAUCAAACCUAUGCAAGUAGGAGAUGUUCAAUUGGAAAAUCAAAGGAUGAAGUUGUUAUUUGAUGGUCAGACUGGUUUUCUAAAGAGAGUAACCAAAAAGGCGACUGGUAAAAUUAUGCAAUGUGCCAUUCAAUUCGCUGCCUAUCCGUCCGCACAGUUUCAUAGUGGGGCCUAUUUGUUCAUGCCUGAUCCUAAUCUUCGCGAUAUUGAUAAGGAUGUUCUAGAAGCUUAUACACCUCAUCAAAAGAUUUACAUUGUUAGUGGAAGUCUCAGCUCAAGGUUGACUGUUGAAUAUGGGAAAUUGUUAACUCAUCAUGUUGCUAUUUACCACAGAGAUGACGGAUUGGGCGAAGCAAUUUAUUUGAGAAACAUUGUAGACUUUGAAACUCCUCCAAAAAAUCGUGAAACAGAAAUGUUCAUGCGAUUGCAGACUGAUAUACUCAAUGGAGAUCCUCCAGAGUUUUAUACAGAUUUAAAUGGUCAUCAGAUGAUCAAGAGGACAAAAAUAGACAGGAUUGGCAUUGAGGGCAAUUAUUUCCCCAUCACUACUAUGGCCUAUAUAGAAGACACUAAUCACAGACUUACUCUUUUAGUGAAUCACUGCCAAGGAGCAGCCAGUUAUCAACCAGGAUGGUUAGAAGUUAUGUUAGACAGAAGAACAUUAUAUGAUGAUUCCAGAGGAAUGGGUGAAGGUCUUUUGGAUAAUCGAAGAACUAUCAUUAAGCAUUGGUUAUUGCUAGAAGACAUUAUUGGGGAAAAAGACAAGUACUCCAAGCCUUCACUCUUUGCUAACCAUUUGAGCAAUGCUCUCAAUUAUCCUGUGAAUAUUUUUGUGGUUGAUGGGACAGAAGGCGAUAUAGCAAUGGCACCAGAGGUUAGGCUACUUAGUCAGAGUUUCCCAUGUGAUUUACAUUUGCUAAAUCUUAGGACCAAUCAUGAUCAAAAACUGCCACAUUUCCCUGUGAAUAGUGCUCUGAUGGUGCUUCAUAGACAGGGUUAUAGUUGCUCCGUGGGAGUUGAUAUUGCUUUAAAACACUGUCCACUAACAGAGAAAAUCGGUCAGGGGACAUCUUUCUAUAAACUAGCAAAUCUGAACGUGACUAAAACCUCGCUAACUGGCACCAAGACGAAACAGAGGUUAAAGGAUGGCCUCCAGGAGGUGAGCUUACAACCUAUGGAGGUGGAAACGUUCAACGUGAACUUUGUCCAAUGAUCCUAAAUCCAACAGAAGCAUUCACUUGCCUUCUGAACAAGACACUGCCCUAGCAGAUGCUACCUCUUCGGAUCUUCGUGCAAUCCACUAGAAUCAGAAAGGGGAUUAUUCUGCAAAUGGCGCUGAAACCAUGUUCUUCUUGCCCCUCGUUUUUUACCUUGUGUUCCAUGGUCAAUUCAGUGUACAUAUUAGACGCCACGAUGAAAUUGACUGUGUUUGCACCAGUGUACAUACACAUACAUACACACCAGGUCAUCACAUACUGUACUAUUUCAUUUUUGGGUUUCCAAUUAGACAGGCAAGGAUAGGAAGGGAGAGUCAACGUAAGAAAAGAAAUUAUACAGAUUCAACUGUGUCUUCUGACUUCAUAUUCUCUCUAGUUCACAAGUUUUCCCGUGCAUCUCGAAUUAACUACAGAAACAUAGGAGAUUUUCACACUCUUUCUUCUCUGAAGUCUGAUCUUCAUAAAAUCAUUUAUCUCUAUAUUAAUCAAUUUUUACAUCUAGAUAUUUCAAAGAGAUUGUUGAUCUAAAUCAGGCUUCAGAAAUAUGCCAAAACAGAUCAACGACGCAAUCAAAUAAUCAAAAUAUAUUACAGAUUAGUAUAUCUAUUUAAUAAAGAUUUAGUUCGUACGAGGCGUACGGGAACUGUGUGAAUUACGAUAAAUAAUGUGCUCCAUUUAGCCUGAACAUUUAAAUAUCUUUGCAGAAUUUAAAGAUAGUUUAUUGGAAAAAACUAGCCAAAAAAAUUCUUAUUAUUCUAAAAUUAUAACACAUUACCGUUACAAAAUCUUAACAAUUGAUAUUCUUUUCAUAAAUAAUAAUAAUCUUUUUAAUGAAAAUAAUAUUACAAAUGUUGAAUAGCCUAUAAAGCUCAAAUCUUUAAAAUUCUUGUAAAGUUCUUAGUCACUUUAUAACAGGACAAUAAUGUUUGCUCCACAAAAACAAGUGACUUGCCCGAAAAAUAUACAAAAUGCUCAAGCCAAAUGAAUCACCAUGUGAAAUAUUAUAAAUAAUAUAUUAUAUUGUACAUAUCAAUCCAGGACUUUACCUUAGACCGUAUAUUGUGAUAGCGUGAGAUAUAUAAUGUAAAUGGUAUAUACCUAUUUUCAUAUGCAAAAUCUUAUACGAAAAGACUCUCUCUUCCUUCACCAGGCAGAAUUAUAAAGAGAAAAUAAUUAAUUAGCCAGAAAAUACUGGUGACUUCCAACGCUCUUCCAAUUCUAGCGGGGACACAAUUUAGUUGAGCCUAAAGGCUGGAAAGUACCUAUUUUUUACUUUUGCUAAGGCGUAUCCGGCUAGAGAGGCGAAAAGAUUUGAUCAAGCGUCCGCUGUAUGACAGACUUGUGUAAAUACUAGAUUAAUUAGCGGAAUAGAAAGUAUUGAACGGAUUCCAUGCAAAUCCUGUGUCACUUUCUUAAAAUCUAUAGGCCAGUGAAGUAUAUUUCUUGGUCAAAAAAAAAA
This is a messenger RNA of Apis mellifera (honey bee), 5764 nucleotides long. RefSeq names its product alpha-mannosidase 2 (gene alpha-Man-IIb). Gene Ontology annotation, biological process: N-glycan processing; protein deglycosylation; mannose metabolic process. The record is from RefSeq and is a predicted model, not a curated record. The transcript is spliced from 9 exons. Bases 1002 to 4301 code for a protein of 1099 amino acids. Gene Ontology annotation, molecular function: alpha-mannosidase activity; carbohydrate binding. NCBI's taxonomy places the organism in Eukaryota, Metazoa, Arthropoda, Insecta, Hymenoptera, Apidae. Gene Ontology annotation, cellular component: Golgi membrane.